GAUUAGAGGAAGCAGUAAUAUUUGUCUCAACUCAGCAACUCAGAAGGACUUGUACUGUGUCGGAUUAUUUGCCAUUUUAUACGGAGAUUACAGAUCUUUAUUGACACAGCGGGCUUUGUUUCGCCACCGCUUACUCCAUGAUGAUGGAAAUGGAGGUGCUGCAUCAGAGUCAACAGGACAUGGACCUGAUUGACAUCCUGUGGAAACAAGACAUAGAUCUGGGUGCAAGGCGUGAGGUGUUUGACUACAACCAUCGUCAGAAAGAAUGUGAGCUUCAGAGACAGCGUGAACUGGAGGAGCAGAAAAGGCAGCAUCUGCUCCAGGAGCAGAAGAAGGCCUUACUGGCACAGCUCCAGCUCGAUGAGGAGACCGGAGAAUACAUCCCCCGCCAGGCGCCCAGUGCCUCACUGCAGGCGACCGGCACACCUCUGGAGGUUACACAGAAUCUCAACUUCAUUGAAGAAAAUAAUGAUACCAUUUCAUUUGAUGAAUGCUUACAACUGCUGGCAGAGACAUUUCCUGUAGAGGAAACUGGGAACACUUCUGUGAUGACUCCAGAGCAGCCAUCUCUGCUGCCCACCACACCUGCCCCUGUCCAACAACCUCCACAUAGCAUGUCCACACCUUCCCCUGCUCAACAGGCACCACACACGAUGUCCACAGAUUUGGAGCAGGCAUGGAUGGAGCUUUUGUCUCUCCCAGAGCUGCAGCAAUGCAUGCACAUGCAAAUGGAGGACACAUUGGAGACUACCAUUUAUCCAAACUCAGAAGUGCAGAAUCCAAACUAUCCUUACUACCCUGUGCCAGAGAACACCAACAAUACUGGUGCUACUGGAUAUCUCAGCUCUUUUAACACAGUCACACCCAAUGUCCUUCCUUCUGACAAUCAGAGCCAAGUGGAUGCUCCAGCUAACUAUACUGCUGAAGCUGAAGACUUCUGUGACCUGUUUUACCCAGAAAAUGUGGCUGUUGAGAGCAGUGGUUGUGAUGAAUAUGAGGGCAGCGUCAUGUCUGGGGUACCAAAUAAUUCACCAUUCACUCCAAUGGAUCUGUAUAGCCUCUCACCAGGAGAAGCUUUUGACAGAGACAAACCAGGCCUCACUGUGGAAAUGCCAGAUUCUGAUUCAGGAAUAUCAAAUGCAAGUCCAAACCCAAGUCCAAAUGCAAGUUCACCAGAUAAAUCAGUCUACGAUGGCUAUGGAUACAGUGAUUCAGACAUGGAUGAGAUAGACCACAACCCUGGAAGUGCACAAUCUGACUACUCUGAGAUGUUUUCAUUAAAUUUUACACCAGAUGACUUGCCAGGUACAUCAAUUUCCAUAUCAACAGAUCAAUCAUCAAAACAGCAUGAAAAGACUCUAAAAAAGCAGAGGACCAAGCUAGCAGAGGAAAGUGGUCACAACAGAGGUCCCUUUACAAAGGACAAGUUGAAGAAGCGCUCUGAUGUGCGUCUCACAAGAGACGAACAGAGGGCCAAGGCCCUCAAAAUCCCUUUCACAGUCGACAUGAUAAUCAAUUUACCUGUGGAUGACUUUAAUGAGCUCAUGUCAAAGCACCAACUCAAUGAGGCCCAGCUGGCCCUGGUCCGUGAUAUUCGCCGCCGUGGCAAGAACAAGGUAGCUGCCCAAAAUUGUCGAAAGCGCAAAAUGGAAAACAUAGUGGGUUUGGAGAGUGAUCUGGAUUCUCUAAAAGAUGAAAAGGAGCGGUUGCUCAGUGAAAAGAACAAAAACCUGAUGAAUCUGAAGGAAAUGAAAAAGCAGCUCAACAGCCUUUACUUGGAGGUCUUCAGUUUACUGAAAGAUGAAAAGGGGAACGGUUACUCUCCCUCUGACUACUCACUGCAGCAGUCCACUGAUGGCAGCGUCUUUCUUGUUCCUCGCAUUAAAAAGACUUUUGUUAAGAGUGAAAACCACUGAUCUCUUAUAAGUAACAUGGUACUGCUUUGACUUUGAAACACUAUGCAAUAACUUUGUAGAUGUGCAGCUUAAGAUACCUGUAUUUUAGCAGAAGUACUGUAUUCCUUGCUUUGUGUGUGGUUUCUGCUCAUUCUUAAAAUGUUGUAAUAUUUUAACAUUACUAUUUUAUAUCUCUGAUACCGCUUUUUGUAUACAAUAUUACUUGCUUUUGAGACAGAUUGUGAGUUAUUCUACUGUAUAUACUGUGUAUAUAUUUCUGUGUGCAUUCAAUCAAUGUUAGAAAUGAUUUGCCUUUUUUAAAGUCUGAAUUAUUUUCAAUAAACUAGUGUUAUACUGCUA
Boleophthalmus pectinirostris (great blue-spotted mudskipper) is the source of this 2255-nucleotide messenger RNA. It is a transcript of the gene nfe2l2a, whose product is annotated as nfe2 like bZIP transcription factor 2a. The coding region runs from base 138 to 1916 and encodes 592 amino acids. Gene Ontology annotation, molecular function: RNA polymerase II cis-regulatory region sequence-specific DNA binding; DNA-binding transcription factor activity, RNA polymerase II-specific. The transcript is spliced from 5 exons. Gene Ontology annotation, biological process: cellular response to oxidative stress; regulation of transcription by RNA polymerase II. Lineage: Eukaryota; Metazoa; Chordata; Actinopteri; Gobiiformes; Gobiidae. Gene Ontology annotation, cellular component: nucleus. The record is from RefSeq and is a predicted model, not a curated record.